Molecule: messenger RNA, 1160 nt
Organism: Acanthochromis polyacanthus (spiny chromis)
Lineage: Eukaryota; Metazoa; Chordata; Actinopteri; Pomacentridae
Exons: 5
Coding region: 172-576 (134 amino acids)
Source: RefSeq, a predicted model, not a curated record
UCUCUCAGGGCUCCCUGUGUGUGAAAAAGUGCAGAACACAACACUUUUACUGUUGUUGGGGCCCAGUCCAAACUUCUUCAAAGACUCCCUGAACUAUUUGGAAUACACAAAUGCUUCCAGCUACGAGUAGCUGCAGCACCAGCAGAGCUGAACUGCAGUCAGGACCAGAAGAUGUUUGUCACUAUCCUGUUUGGAGAUGGCAAGAUGGAAAUGUUCAACCUCAACUGCAAGCUGAUAAACUUCAUCCAUCAUCUAAAGCAGAGGUGCAGUCUGGACUUCAAAGAGUGUGUGGACCUGAUGGACAGCAGCGGUAAAGUGAUGAACCUGGAGGCGAGGCAGUACAGCGUGGCUCUAGCCAGCAGCGUUCUGGUACAGAGACAGUAUUACGUCCUCCUGAAAGUCUGCAGAGAUGACGCUGAAGGACGGACGUAUGUCUCUCUCCUAAACAACUAUAGCCAGAGUCACCCUAAGUUAGCAGAGCUGCUGAGGAAACUGUCAGACCAACUCAAGGAUCCAGACAGAAAAACCAGAAGAGGAAGGUUGCAGAGCAGCAAAAACAUCUCUGCAAAGAGAUGAGUCACCAAAUCAAACAGUUUCUCCUUUAAAGUCUGAUUUCUCGCCAUUUCCUGACAUAUUUACAUAGAACAGAUGAAUUAUGUGUUAAAUUAGCAGACAUAUGUUUUCUAUUUUAGCAAGCUGUACAGUCAAAUGAAUUGUGUUUUAUUCGAAGAUGGUUGAAAAUGUCUUAUAUGGAGUUAAUGUAUGAAUGAUUAAAAAGGAUGUAUCAUCUUCUUUAUUCUGUUCGUAGCCUUUAAGUUGCAUGAACAAAAAUAACUGCUUCAACCACAAACUUUGAAAACACUCACUUUAAACAUUUCAAGUAUGAUACAAAGAUAACACAAAGUGUUUCCACACAAAGUGAUAUCACAAAUCAAUCACUGAUCAAACACAACUAUGGCCUGAAGAUAUAAAGUAUGGUUCUGAUUUAAUCUAGUAGACAGCCGUUACUUUUUUUUUCAGUAACAGAAGUAGUAAAAUAAAUGAAAAAUGAGUACAACGUGCAUUGACUUCAAACUCUUGUACAGUCUUUAAGGAUAACUUUAGUUUGCUCUUGUAAGAAUAUAUUGCAAAUCUGUGCAAUAAAUGCUUUAUUUUCUGUA